Molecule: messenger RNA, 6757 nt
Organism: Megalopta genalis
Lineage: Eukaryota; Metazoa; Arthropoda; Insecta; Hymenoptera; Halictidae
Source: RefSeq, a predicted model, not a curated record
GUUCGACGUCGAAUCUAUGCGACGCCCGCGCCCCGACGACGAUUUUUCUCACGCGGUUGUGACACUUUCGCGCGUUCCCGUGCGAACUGGUUCCCGGACCGAUUUUUCCACGGCUGUUUUCCUCGCAGCGGUGACCAGUGACGAGCAUGUAGGGAUUUUGUCUCCACCACCGCGGAAAAGUUUGCCGCCGCAACCGCCGCCACCGCCGCCGCCGUCGCCUUCGAUCGUGCACAGGCUCCGAUCGAUCUAUCGCGGCGCUCGAACGCGCGCUCGCUCGGCCUCGUUACUUUACCUCUACCGCCCUCGAGGAUAUUUGUCCCGUCCUCGGUUAAUUAUACGUGCCGCCGCAGUUUAAUGAUCUCUCGAACGUCGUUAGACAAAGUGGCCGCGUGGCGUCCGCUCGGGGCGUGAAGUUCCUCUCGCGGCAAGAGAGACAGAUACGAAGAGACAGAGAGACAACGGAGGGAGAUAGGAAAGAGCGAAAGAGAGAAAAAGAGAAGGGCCAGCUGGAAAAGACGAUGCGUCUCGGACGUCGACGACGCAACUUUGAGGAUCGUUGAACACCGAGCGACAAGUUAUCGGCGGGAUGUCAACGUCCUGCCUGUCUGACGUCCGUGACGGCGAUCUAGCAAUCCAUCGGCGCCGCGGACUGCCGCGACGACACACCGAGUUCGCGAGCACGUAAGAAGAAAGUUGUCGGGGAACUGGCGGCGAGGCUACCCUCUCCCGUUGGUUCGAGGACGCUUUUCAAUCGCCGAUAAAACCCGGGGCGAACGGGUUUCAGCCUGGGCUCUGCGUUCGAGUCCGUGAACGACGGUGAAUGAGGCCGGGCGACGAGCAGGCAAUCGGAGGCAAGGUGGCCGAGAAAGGGCGAGCCAGAAAAAUAUGGUACACGAGGGCACGGGUCUAUGGCACGACGCGGGAUUCAGCGUAUCGAGGUGGCUGAUGAUCAUAAUACACGGGUACCGGGUCACCACUCUCGUCCUAUCAAUCCUGUUGAACGUGCUGGUGCGAACCGAGUAUCCGACGGCGGUCACCGCGGAGAUAGUCGCCGCGAACGUGAACUCGUUGGACGAGGCCGUCACCGUCGACGUCGAUCUGCCGCCGACGCUGCCGAUGAGCUUCCGCACGGAGAACUCGACCGUCAUCUCGGCGCAGUCUAAAUCCACGGCCAUGCUGCCUUGCGUCGUCCAGAAUCUCGGAGACGGAAUGGUAUCGUGGAUCAAGCGGAAGAAGUCGCAGGAGUUACUGACCGUCGGGAUGACGACGUACUCGAACGACGAGCGUUUCCACGCGAUUCAUUUCUUGAACAGCGAGGACUGGACGCUCCAAAUAAAAUACGUUCAGCCGAGGGAUGCCGGAUUGUACCAGUGCCAAGUGUCUACCCAUCCGCCCACCAGUAUAUUUCUGUUCCUCGAGGUUGUCGAGGCGAGAGCAGAGAUAGCCGGCCCCCCGGAGAAGUUCGUGAGGCCGGGCAGCACCCUGCAGCUUCAUUGCCUCGUGAAAAAUUCGACGGAGACCCCCUCCUACCUGUUCUGGUACCAUAACUUCCGGAUGAUCAACUACGACGUCGAUCACGGGGUGAACGUCAGCACCGAUUUGAUCGGCAGGGAGAGCUGGCUGGAGGUGCCACGGGCCGCCGAUCGUCACUCCGGAAAUUACACCUGUGCAGCCAGCAACGCGCAACCUGCCCGAGUCCUGGUGCACGUGUUCAAGGGAGAUAAUCCGGCCGCCAUGCAGCACAGCAUCGCGUCCUCGCCAUCCGUCAUGGCGUGCAGCGCCCUAUUGAUGAUGUUCACCACGCUCGAGCUGGCCCUGCACUCCACGGCCACCGACUGACGCACGGCCGCCGGCGCCUAAGCCCUCCGAAACCGGUAGAAAACGCAGUGCGUGAUCGCGAAUACCUUAACCACCUUGGCACAACCGAGCGCGACCUUAUCGCCGGCCAGGGCUUGCCGCUUCCCUCCGAAAAUUGCUUACCGAAACGCUUUCGGAUCUGCCAGCCUCGGUCUUGCCGCCGGUCCCGCGGACAUUUUACGCGUUCGCUCGUUCUCCACGAGGCCUGCCGUGUUUCCGCGGGGAAACGCGGCUAGCAAAUUGUUGGAUCUCGAUUUUCAAUCGGUUUGCGCAAACCUUGGUUAUGUCGCUGAUUUCGCGGUCGUUUUACGCGUGGACUUUUGCAGCGACGUGACAGAAUUAAUUGGUAGCUUUCAAUCUUUCGAGUAGCUGCUCGGUUUGUGCAAACUUCGGUUUCGUCACUGAUCGCGGUGAAAUUUAUUUUAUUCUUCGAGCUUGUUUGUUUGUUACUUAAAGACUUUAAUUACAUUGUAGCUCGAUGUCGAGACAGAGAUUCGCAGGCUUAGAAUCUUCUGGUAUCAAAGCACAUGGUUUGUGCAAACCUCGGAUUUAUUUUACUCUUUGAGUUUUUAUCUGUCGCUUGGAUCCUGGCACUUAUUUCGCGAUCAGACUUGAAGGUAGAGAACCGUCGGGCUUGAAAUAUUAGGUUAUCGAGUCACAUGGUUUGCGCAAACUUCGGAUCCGUCGCUGUUCCCGCCGAAGCUCGUUCCCUUCCUCGUGCUUUUCAUUUCUUACCCGGUCUCGUCUUGCGAACAGAGAACAGCGAUAUGAAAUUUUCAGGGCGUCCACCAUUUCUCAUUGUCCACCCCGAAGCGAUUAAUCUAUCCCUCCGGUUUUUCUUUUAAUCCUGCUUGCAUCUCGAGCCGCGGGUUCCGUCGUCGGCAGCUCGGAAAUAAGACGUCUCCGCGGAAGAAUCCGUGCCUCUCCUUAAGCCGUGUAUAAUUCCCGCGAGCUUGAAUUCUUAAUCGUUCCUCCCGCCCCGUGAAACGAUGUGUUUAACCCCGCGAAUUUUUAACUUCGUUCGCCACCCGAGUUGCUAACUCAUUUUCGACACCGGAACCGGAACUGUCUACGAAGUAAAGCAGCCGGUGAACUCCGUUUCCCCGAAACUUUCGAGGUAUUUUCGACCGGAUAGUUUGCGAACGCCCGAGUUCCGCAUUGUCCUCCCCGCCUAAAAUUAGUUCCGCCCAUUGAAUUUUUAAUUCGCGCGCCAGGCCGCGGAUAUCCGUUCCGAGGCGCGGGACGCGGCCGCGGCGAACAGACAGAACGCUCGUCGACGCUCCUUAAAUUUAAAUUUAACUCGGAGCAUUCGGUGGCGGCGGCGGCAUAAUUGAUCGGCGCCCGGUUCGUUAAAUUCGAUCGGGAGUGAUCGGGUUUCCCGGAAGCGCGGCAAAACUUUCGCGCCCGGCGCGAUUUUUCGGAUCGAACGGAAGCCCUGGGACCUAGAUAAUUAAGGGAUUAACGACCGCGGCUGCGGCACGCUCGCGCGACCGUAAUUCGAGACGGUGCCUCGCGACGAGAGAGAGUCGUCGGCCUGGCCGUCGGCUCCCGUCGACCCCCGGGGACCUCGUCGAGUCGUCGAACGGAUCCACGAAAGGUGAGAGACGUUAUCGUGAUUACGUAUUGCAUGGACUAAGGCGCCGGAGAUCCCAGCCGACCGAUAGCGGAGAGGAUCGCAGAGGCUGUGCCCGUUCCCCUUGUUAGUAAUCAAACAUCCUGUAACAAGCUGGACCGAUUAUAUCUCUGUAAAUAGCGUGCCGGUGGCGUAUCGUUAAGCUGACGGAUGCUCAAGUAGCUACUUCGAAGGACGCUCACGCCGACGGACGGUGUCGCUUCUGAAUAAUGCAAAUCGUCGUCGUCGUCGUCGUCGUCGUCGUCGUCGUCGUCGUCGUCGUCGUCGUUGGCCAGGCCUGCGGAAAAAGAUUUCCAUCUUCAUCCCGGAACCGUUAAACGGGCUGUUUCGAGGGCGGGGGCGGCAGUCGAGGCGGCGCAGGGCGGUCGCAGAACGAUAAAUCCGACGUUCGGUAUCUCCCGCGCUGCUCAACCUGGCAAUUCCGCGUGACGCCGCUGUAUUAACUGUUGUGAUAUGUGUGAACGUAAGCUAUGUGUACUCCCGCGAUAAUAGAACCGUAAUUGUGUAAUCUGUCUGCGACGAGUGGCGGGAUUAAUGGCGGCAAUCCAGCCGCGAGCAAGAGUUUAGCGCCGGACCUCACCCCCUUCCCCUCCCCCACCGACUUCUCCACCUCAUCCUCCUCUUUCUCUUCAUGCUCAUCCUCAUCCUCCUGUCGACAAACUUUUCCGCGACGCUUCGUGACAACUUCAUACGGCGGUCAGUUAGCGCCGCGCUGAUAUUUGUUACUUUAAUUGCCGAGAACGAGAGCGGCCGCUGGCCAACGAGCGAUCUAGCUCAGCGAGAAUACCAGGGAUUGAAAGGGUUUCGGAUAUAACCGUUUCAAACUGUUAUGUAUACAUAUAUAUGUGUAUACGUCGGGUGUGACUGGCACGGUUGCGAAGAACUAAAAAAAAAUAACUGUUAUUAGGUGCGUCUGCGCCUAAAAUAACUGCUAUCCGGUUCUGGUCUGCAUCGGUCCCGGUUUUUUAGGACCGAUAUCAUAUCGAUUCUACAACUGUUACCUUUCGGUUGCGCAGCUUUAUUCGGUUGCGCGACUGUAAUAAAUACAGACGCGUUUCUUUUAUUUGUCCACGUAUUCUGUGUGCAUUCAAGUCGACCGACAGGCUGCGGCUAUGCGGCUGUUUUUGUCUACGAUACAGAACUGGAACGGAAAACCGGAAAAUCACAGUCACGAACAGCGGAUUUCAUGUAUUUAUGGGAAAAAAUUGAGUAGAUGCAAUUUAUAAAAUAGUACAAAGAUCGAUGGAAUUUUAAAUUGUCGGUGGAUUAUUUUUGAUCUAUUGGAACGAUUAAAGAAGGAACGAACUUGCUAUUUAGUUUCUACAUCUUGCGAACGAUCCAGACAACUUUUAUUUCGCAGAAAAAUCCGCGGUCUGCUCAUAGAGCAAGAUGUUUCCGAUUCUCCGUAACUGUUCCGAGAAGAAAAACCGAUAUCAUAACCGGACUGCGGAUUUUUAUGCGGAGCACAAUUUGUCCGACCAUCUCCGUUGCCUUCAGCUCUUCAGGAAGAGAAGAAGAAAAAUUACACAGACAUAUAUAUUUACUCUAUUACUCAAUAAUUACAAAACAUUGAGAAUAAUGUAACAGUGCUUUCGAAUCCUUCGAAUAUUCCUUACUGUCUCCCGUGCUCGGUCUACUGACUUUGAUCAAAAAUGCAUAAAUCCGCAGUCGAACCGUAACCGUUUUCAACCCCUGGGGAAAACGAAUGGAUGGAUGGCAACGCAGAGGUCGCGCGGACCACCGCCGCUUCGAAACCUGUCGUGUCCGCGAGACGAUGACACCCGGGACAACGCGUGCUUCUCCAACUUGGCCGAAAUGGUUGUCUGUGAAACGCGACGUCCGAGUUUGGAAAGCUCGAUACGGUCGACGCGAAGUUUUCCGGGCGAUGCGUCCGAACGAACAGCUUCCGAAGCCGCGGGCGCGGCCUGCGAAUCGAUUUCGUAUUUUUUAAUUAAAAUCAGCGGCCGAACGAGCCGGCUUAUAUAGCUCCCGAUAAACAUUUCGGCGAAGUUCCCGGACGGGGCGAACGCGCGCGUUACGGCGCGAACUUUCCGCGAACUAAUAACGGUUAUAUAUUCCAUAUAUUUCGGCCUACGUCCAGGUGCGCGUAAUUAAUCGUGAUAAUCCCGGCGUAAUGCAGCACCGCCUAACGACAUUAUCUUCCAUUGCCUUGCCCCGCACCGACCGACCUUCCUCAUAAUGUCCAAAUUAGUUCUACCUGACAUUCGCGAAAUGACCGUGCUCAGGUGUACACGCGGAUGGGACCGGCGCUUAGCUGGAUUUCGAAAAUUGUUGCGAGCGUGAGGCAUCGACUUGUCGGACCUCCCCCUCCCUCCCCCUGGGGCGGGGGCAUCUUUAAAGCCCCGAGCAUUACGGCCGAGAGGGUGGACGACUAAUUGUUGAGUCGCGCGAUAGGGCGAGCCCGAGCAAACGAACGGAAAGAGAGAUAUAAAUCGUAGGGACGCGAAACGGAAGAGAGAGAGAGAGAGAGAGAGAGAGAGGAACGAGAGUGAAAGGGUGUGAGAUCGAAUGAAAGGGAGAAUCUGCGUAGGCGAGAUACGAUUUGCUUUUGUCCUCGGUUUACGCCGCGACACAUCGAUUACACUAUCGCAGCGCUCGACGGUGACAUUAUUGUACAUACAUUUUCUACACAGAAUCGUUGAUCGUUAUCAAGAUUAAAUUUCUAAUAGGUAGAAGAGAGCCGUCUUCCUUUUCCUCGGGAAGAAGAGCACGGACGAUCAUCACGGACCACGAUACAUAAAACUAAUAUCGCAGCGUUAGAAUUGCCGCUUGCUCCGAGCAUAAUCCACUACAGUAGUAGACAACCGUUUCACAUAUUGUACACAUUGUCGACGAGGGAUAAUCUAAUUCUAUAAAUAAUAAACUUGAUCGUGUCGUAUCCGCGCGCUCUCGACGAUCGCCGAGCUCCGCGAUCGAGCGGGCAUCGAUAAUGCUCGCGGGUGAUCGCCUCGGCUAAAAUCGGUACGCGAAACGCUGCCGCGAAUUUUUUCGCGCAGGACAUCGCGGUUUUUCCGUUCUUUUCUUUUACGUUUUCGGCGAGCGAGAGCGACCGGCCACGAGCGAGUUUAACGUUUAUAUUAACGAUAGUACGCGUUAGACGAAAAGACGGUUUAUUUCAUGUGAUGUUCGACGAAUAUUGUCUCUGUCUGUUACAUGUAUGUAUAUAUAUAUAUGUAUAUGUUACGAACGUCGCACAAUGUUAAUCUCUCAUUUACGGUUGAAUAAAGUUUUCAUAUAAAAAUUCAA